GUUAUUUCAUUUAUGAAGGGAAGAAAAUGUCCAAACAACAUGGCUCAAUGUAUGACAGCAAUUCCCCCUUUAACCACAACCAUUAAGACUUUGUUAUUAUGACACAAAGCCAUCUUUAAAGACAGAAAGUGAUAGAACAAAUAUCCAAGAUCCACACCAAACUAUAUAUGAAAAUCCAAAGCAAAGGUCGUUCUUUCAGUAAAUACAUAUUCAUAUUACCUACUGUCCAAAACAGAAAUGGGUAAAAGUGACAGACUGCACAAGUUCACAUGGUGUAAGUUGUCAUGCAAAAGGUUAAGGAGGGGAAUAGAGCAAAGUAACAUGCAUUUAAACAAAUGUAAGACAAGCCUGAAUGGCUCAAAGUCAACACAUCUUUCUCUUUGUCGUACGUAAAUAACUUUUUUCGUUUCGUUCUCCAGCCAGUCGAUUUCGAGAUGAACCGGGCCUUCAUGCUGACAGUGGUCGUGUCAAACCAGGCCCACCUGGCCAGCGGCAUCCAGUCUUCACUCCAGUCGACUGCUGGAGUCACCAUAUCUGUGAAGGACGUCAACGAGCCCCCUUACUUCCCCACCAACCCCAAGCAGAUCCGAUUUGAGGAAGGCGUUCCCACUGGCACCAGCCUGACCACUUUCUCGGCUUCAGAUCCUGACAGACUCCAGAUGCAACAGAUAAUCAGGUAUUCAAAGCUGAACGACCCGGCAAACUGGCUGUCUAUCAACAGAACCAGCGGUCAGAUUGUAACAACUGGAAUGCUCGACCGGGAGUCCGUCUACGUAAAAAACAACAUAUACGAAGCUACGUUUCUGGCUACAGACAAUGGUAAGAAGCAGUUUUUUUUCCUCCUCUUUAUUUGUUUGCAAUCCCUCCGUAUCAGAAUGUAAAUCAAACUUGAACUUUUUUUGUUUGAAUUUAAAAGCAUAAAAAGGGGAUGCAGAGUCUGAGAACUGCACAACUGAGCUUAACUCAAAGAAAAUCCUGGAUUCACACAGCUGGUCACACUGCUGAUCCUCUCCUCUCUCCGUGUUUUAUCUUCAGUCCAGACCUGACUUCUCCCUCUGUUUCCUGUCAUUUCUGUCGCAUGUGUUAUUUGUUCUGCCUCAAAGUUGAAACUUAAGCCUAACCAAGCACAAACUCAAUCACAGCAAACAAAUAAGUUCCACUUUACUCAACUGGAAUUGAGUGCUUUUUUUUCUCUUCAAGUAGGAAAUGCCUUUUUCCCCUUUCCAAAUUGCCUUAUCAGUGACACACAGCUCUCUGCUGUGUUUACUUUAAGUUGAACCGGCAUAAAAACUUAGUAGUAUUUCUAAGUGUUUGCAUCUGUGAAUGCUCUCAUGUGCAGCUCUUUUAUGUGUGCAUGUGUGUUUCUGUGCAGUCAAUUGCAAUGAUUGAAAAUAUCAAUGUAUGUGAGGCGGAGAAGCUGACAUCCUCUUACUGUGUUAAAUAUCCUUUUUUUUCUUGGCCUAAUUUA
Poecilia reticulata (guppy) is the source of this 1468-nucleotide messenger RNA. The record is from RefSeq and is a predicted model, not a curated record. NCBI's taxonomy places the organism in Eukaryota, Metazoa, Chordata, Actinopteri, Cyprinodontiformes, Poeciliidae.